AUGCCUAACAGCAGCAAGAUGACUGGGGAACAUGAAAAUGCUUCUUUUCUCUGUGAAGACCCCGUCUAUUACACAAAUAGCAUCGGUAUCACAGUGGACUGGGUGAUAUUCCUCAUAGGACUUCCUGAAGUCUGCCUGGCCUUCUACGCUCUCCUGUUUCUAAUCGAGAAGAACAAAUUUGCUCCGAUCUUCGCGCUGAACCUGCUCCUGUCAGAUCUCCUUCAGAUCGGGAUCACAGUUGUCUUCAUCAUAAGCAGGUUUUUUGAUCCCACCUUCUACCCCUUGCACAGGGCCCGCUGCAUCACACGACACUUUGUCUACUUUGGCAUCACCUGCAGUCUGGGUUUCAUGCUGCUGAUUUCUGCAGAGAGGUAUGUAAUGGUGGCGUGUCCUGUGUGGUACCACACAAAGAACAGAGCGAAGAUAUCCAUCCUGAUCUCAGUUGGCAUGUGGGUCUUUUCACUAGCCUACUGCACUUUGCAGUAUUUCUUAACGAGCGACACCAGAUCCCUCUUCUUGCUGUUCUCCGUCGUCUGCCUGCUGCCUGCUCCAUUUCUUCUGGGUCUCUUCAUCGCCACAUGCAAAGCUCUCAACAAGAGCACGGCCAUGAGACACAGAACAAAGAACAGGAGGAGAGUUUUGGGGGUUCUGGGUCUGGUGUUGGGGACAUACACUGUUUUGUUUUUCCCCUUCAGUUUCAGGAAUCUGUAUUACUCUCUUAAAGGUGACAAUGGCUCGGAUGCAGAGGACUUUGUUAGGGAUUUGUCCAGUGUUGUGACCACCGCUCUGGUCUAUCUCAGCCCUUUGAUAGACUCUUUACUCUAUAUAUUCAUCAGAAAGGACAUUAGGGACACAGUUGAAGCAUUUCCCUGCCUCAAAACAGCUCUGAUGAAGCUAAAGACAUUUCAGGACUCUUCUCGGGCAGAGACGGCUUCAUAA
Labrus mixtus (cuckoo wrasse) is the source of this 939-nucleotide messenger RNA. RefSeq names its product C5a anaphylatoxin chemotactic receptor 1-like. The transcript has a single exon. Gene Ontology annotation, cellular component: membrane. Gene Ontology annotation, molecular function: G protein-coupled receptor activity. NCBI's taxonomy places the organism in Eukaryota, Metazoa, Chordata, Actinopteri, Labriformes, Labridae. Gene Ontology annotation, biological process: positive regulation of Rho protein signal transduction; phospholipase C-activating G protein-coupled receptor signaling pathway. Bases 1 to 939 code for a protein of 312 amino acids. The record is from RefSeq and is a predicted model, not a curated record.